UAAAGCGAUGUCGUUUGGAGGUUAGUUGAGGAACUCUCUCCCUAGUUUUCUUUGGACGGCUUAAGAAAAAGGUCUCGAAAUAUAGAUCGCGCUCCAGUUCACAAGAUCUUGAUUGUUGCAGUUCACAAGAUCGAGUCGGUCUUGAACUUGAAUCAAACUCGUGAUAUUUCUCCUCAAUGGCUAACAAAGUUCAAAUUGCCACAAGAAACUCGGCACUCAUCGCCAUGAUUGCUGAUGAGGAUACAAUCACUGGAUUUUUACUGGCUGGAGUGGGCAAUGUUGACAUAAGGAGAAAGACUAAUUAUCUUAUUGUGGAUUCAAAAACAACGGUUAAAGAAAUUGAAGAUGCAUUCAAGGAGUUCACAACAAGAGAGGACAUUGCAAUUGUGAUGAUCAGCCAAUAUGUUGCAAACAUGAUAAGGUUUUUAGUUGAUAGCUACAACAAGCCUGUUCCUGCAAUUUUGGAGAUUCCCUCCAAGGAUCAUCCAUAUGAUCCUAACCAUGAUUCUAUUCUUUCACGAGUGAAGAACCUGUUCUCGACUGAAUCAGUCGCAUCCGGAAGGCAUUAAAUCACAUAUAUAUGCUCAAUAUUAUAUAUUUAUUCGCUGCCGAGUUUGUAUCGUGAUCACUGUACUUAAGUUGCUCCUCUUCCAAUAUUUUUAUUUUUUCUUGUCAAAAAUGUCGAAUCUGCUACUUGGUUCUUAGUUUUUUUUUAUUUGUUUGAAUAAAUAAUAUUUUGAUGACAAUGAACUAGAUGGGAUCACUAUUUAGCUAA
Cornus florida is the source of this 775-nucleotide messenger RNA. Its product is annotated as V-type proton ATPase subunit F-like. Gene Ontology annotation, cellular component: proton-transporting V-type ATPase, V1 domain; membrane. The record is from RefSeq and is a predicted model, not a curated record. The transcript has 5 exons. Gene Ontology annotation, molecular function: proton-transporting ATPase activity, rotational mechanism. The coding region runs from base 177 to 569 and encodes 130 amino acids. Gene Ontology annotation, biological process: proton transmembrane transport. Lineage: Eukaryota; Viridiplantae; Streptophyta; Magnoliopsida; Cornales; Cornaceae.